This is a messenger RNA of Ixodes scapularis (black-legged tick), 1500 nucleotides long. Its product is annotated as tigger transposable element-derived protein 6-like. Gene Ontology annotation, cellular component: nucleus. Gene Ontology annotation, molecular function: DNA binding. The coding region runs from base 16 to 1500 and encodes 494 amino acids. The record is from RefSeq and is a predicted model, not a curated record. NCBI's taxonomy places the organism in Eukaryota, Metazoa, Arthropoda, Arachnida, Ixodida, Ixodidae. The transcript has 2 exons.
CGUACCAGGCAGGACAUGGCUCUUUUGUUCCUAGCGUUUUGCCGAGGAGGCUCGUUGUUCUUUGUGUCCUUCCUGUUCCCGCAAGAGAUGGCGACCAAGGUGCGUUCAUCGUUACCGUUCUCUACCAAGGUGGAAAUAAUCCGGCGCGUUGAACGCGGCGAGAAGAAGUCAGAAGUCGCCGCAUCCUUCAAGAUCGCCAGAAGCACGCUGAGUACGAUUCUGAAAAACAAGCCAGCGAUCCUGCAAAAGUCCCGAGAUCGACCGAACGCCGACGGAAAGCGCAUUCGGGCGCCUGCCUUUGACAGAGUGGAAAAGGCGCUGUACGCGUGGUUUUUGGAUAUUCGCGCUCGAAACCUUCCAGUUUCGGGCCCCAUGUUACAGCAGAAAGCAAAAGACUUUGCCUUUUUGCUCGACGUUCAAGAUUUUAGUGGCGGAUCCGGAUGGCUUCAACGGUUCAAGGAACGUUACGACAUCGUCGGCAAAGUUGUCGCCGGCGAGAGUCGAGCAGUCGACAAUGAAAGCGUCAAGAAGUGGAUCGCCGAAAACUGGCCAGCAAUUACGGAGCAGUACAGGCCCUGCGAUAUUUAUAAUACCGACGAAACCGCACUGUUUUGGCAGCUCCUACCCAGUCGAACCUUGGCACGACAAGGCGAGAAGUGCCAUGGCGGCAAGCUGAACAAAGCUAGAAUUACGGUGCUCCUCACCACGAAUAUGGACGGGAGCUCCAAGCUUACGCCACUGAUCAUCGGCAAGAGCAAGGCCCCUAUGUGCCUACGGGGGUGUCGGUCUCUUCCAGUGAAAUACACUUCAAAUGGAAAGGCCUGGAUGACAAGGGUGUUGUUCGAGGACUGGCUGCGCGACUGGGAUGAGAAGUUGUCCGAGCCGCUAGAUCAAGGCAUCAUCCGUGCCUUCAAGCAAGGUUACAGGAAGCGUGUAGUGGAGCAGCUGCUCACCAAGCUGCGUGUGGGAAAAGAACUGAAGAUUGAUUUGUUGGGUGCUAUUGAAAUGCUUAGCCGUGCUUGGAGCGACAUCGCGCCUAACACAAUUAAGAAUUGUUUUCGCCACGCGGGACUGUCCCUGGAUAACGACAGAGCAAGUACUGAAGAGGCAAUCGAGGUUACGGAUGACGACUUAAACGAGAUGUGGAGAGACCUCGGCUGUCUUCCCGACGCGGUCCCGGAUGGCGUGGAGCUGGAAGAUUUUCUCGGAGUGGAUGAUGAUGUCGCAGUGACCAGCAGUCCUUCAGACAACGAAAUUGUCGCCGAGGUCGUGGCGGCUUCAGCAAACGACGACGACGACGAGGAGGCAGAGGACCCAGAGGCACCUUGCCCGACGCUUCACGAGGCGCUUGCAGCGACGGAAGUGCUCCGUCGCUACUGUUCCCAGCUUCAGGGAAGUGGACUAAGUCUGGUAAACCAGCUAUCUCGCGUCGAGGACGAAAUUUUGAAGGACGCAGUAAAAGCGAAGACGCAGGCAAAAAUUACCAGCUUCUGUCGGUAA